GCGACCACGACCCAGGCUCAGCCCGGACCCAAAGCAAGACGGUUCCGUUCUUUGGUCCUAACUGCCACGUGUGGAAACAGGCUUGGAGAUCCCGGUCACAAUUCGGGGAAGGUCGGCUCAUCACCGCUGGCGCCCCAGUCCCAAGCCCCAUCUCCUGGCUUAGAUGUCACCGUCGCGGCCCUUUCCCAUUUCGUAGCACAAACGCCAGGCCGCUGCGUCAAAGCGACUCCCGACUGCAGACUCCUGGGUCAGCGAUCGUCCGCACCCGACCCCCGCGGCACCCGGCCGUGCGGUGAGCGGUCCACAACGUUUCCCGAGGGACGAGGCGGCCCGGCCGUGGGGGGCAGGAAGCGACCUCGAGGCGGGGUUGUCCCCGCGAUCCCCCGAACCACCGCGUCCAAAAGGCGCCCGGCUCACCUCCGCCGCCGGCCCCAGGCCGAGGAGCCCCGCAGCAGCCGCGCCGCCACGAAAACCGCCGCCGCCAUCGCCUCCUGCGUUCUGUGAGCGCCGGUCUUGCCUGCCCCAGCUAGACUGUGGGCGCCCCCCUUUCCUCGGCUUUCGGCCGACGUUUAUGUGCUAUGUGCCCAGCCCGGUGCUGGCUUCCGUGGGAGACACAGAUUUUGGCUAUGGAAAAGGGAAAUGUACUAAGCAAGGUCCAUCAGGAGCCCAUGAGACUCGAUUUGGAGAUGAUAAACCUGAAGACCUUGAAGAGGCAAACCCAUUCUCCUUUAAAGAGUUUCUGAAAACUAAGAACCUCAGCCUGUCAAAAGAUGACACAAGCAACAGCAGAAUUUACCCGAAGGAAGCCUCAAGGCGCUCCCUGGGACUGGACCCCAGCUCUCCAAGCACCCCAGCUGUGAGCUUCGGCCUGGACUAUCCACAGCCGUUUUUUGAAGACCUGACAGGGGCAGGGGACCUCCUGGAUGAAGAUGACGAUGAGGAAGACGGGUGGAACGGGACCUAUCUGCCAUCAGCCGUGGAGCAGACCCGCACCUCCCGGGCCACCAGCAACACAUCCCCCUGUGGCACCUACCUCUCCUUCUUCUCCACCCCGUCGGAGCUGGCGGGGCCUGAGUCUCUUCCCCCUUGGACGAUGAGUGACACAGACUCCCACGUCUCCCCAGCAUCACCAUCCGGGAGUCCAGGCACAGACUUAGCUGCACACGGAGAGUGCCUGGGAAACAGACAGCUGCGGACACUGCAGAUGAGUUAUGAAGCACUGAAAGAUGAAAAUUCUAAGCUAAGAAGAAAGCUCAAUGAGGUUCAGAGCUUCUCUGAAACUCAAACUGAAAUGCUGAGGACACUUGAGCGGAAGCUGGAGGCGAAGAUGGUCAGGGAGGAGAGUGACUACCGCGACCUGGAGUUGGCGGUGCAGCAGGUGGAGCAGAACCUGGAGCAGAUGACCAAGCGGGCUGUGAAGGCAGAGAAUCAUGUCGUGAAGCUGAAACAGGAGGUAAACUUGCUCCAGGUGCAGGUCUCCAACUUCAAGCGGGAAAACGAAGUCCUGCGGUCGGGCCAGGGUGCCAGCCUGACUGUGGUGAAGCAAAACACCGACGUGGCUCUGCAUAACCUCCAUGUGGUCAUGAGCAGCGCACAUGCGUCAAUAAAGCAGCUGGUUUCUGGAGCUGAGACAUUGAAUCUCGUUGCUGAAAUCCUUAAAUCUAUAGACAGAAUUUCUGAGGUGAAAGAAGAGGAGAACUCCUGAGACACUGGGUUUUUUCAGCUCCUGGCUCCGUGUGCCCGGAUCACCACCACCCACAUGAGUAUGCGGCUGCGCCCCCACUAUGAUCCUCCACCAGAGCAAAGUAUUUAUCACGAGACCCCGGUUCCACAAUCCGACGCAGGAUUAUUGGCCACUGCUACAGGAGUGGCACCUGUGUGUCAUCCCAGUGGUUUAUAAAUGGUCCUUCUUGGUGAAAUUCUGCUUUAUAGAUUCAUUGAUGUAUUGGGAGGAAUUUUCACAAAAUGCAGUGGUUCUUGAAAGACACACUAAGCAGCCACUGUGCAAUUUUCCAUCACCCCGGAAACUAACUGCAGGCGCCGUCCUCUGCCCUCCUCGGCUUUGUGGGCCAAGGACGCCGAGUGGCCAGGACAGGAACUUGUGCCUUUUUGCUGCCACUCAGCUUCCCGCUGGCUGGCAGCUCACACCGAGGCCUUAGGGUUGGCUUCAGUUCUCGGGGGCCGAGUGCAGAGGCACCACCUGGUGACUGCUGCUCCUCUCCACUCGGACGCCAGGGACGGAGGCCACUCGGUCCAUGUCAGGAGCCAUCUGAGCUCUCAGCCUGCCUUGGCUGGGGGCUUGGCUCACGUUUGGAGUGACAUUUUGUACGGUGACUCGUAGGGUUCGGAAGUGUGGUGUGCAGAGCCUCCCAGGGUGGCACAGGCCUUGGGCUGUCCUCGUCUUGCCUGCCUGGGGAGGACACAGCAGGGACCCUGUGCUUUGUUGGCUGUUUUCCCCUAUGUGGUUUUCUUUUAAUAAGUUUAACCCUGUAACAUUCUUGUUUAAAUAAACUCUGAAGCUCA
Molecule: messenger RNA, 2523 nt
Organism: Chinchilla lanigera (long-tailed chinchilla)
Lineage: Eukaryota; Metazoa; Chordata; Mammalia; Rodentia; Chinchillidae
Gene: Entr1
Product: serologically defined colon cancer antigen 3
Biological process (GO): positive regulation of protein localization to cilium; regulation of cytokinesis; positive regulation of cilium assembly
Cellular component (GO): early endosome; recycling endosome; centrosome
Source: RefSeq, a predicted model, not a curated record